Ilex paraguariensis (yerba mate) is the source of this 1710-nucleotide messenger RNA. NCBI's taxonomy places the organism in Eukaryota, Viridiplantae, Streptophyta, Magnoliopsida, Aquifoliales, Aquifoliaceae. The record is from the annotation of a GenBank genome assembly.
AUGGCUAUUAGUUUUAGAAACCCAAGAAACAUUCUUCUUUGGUCUCUACUGUUCAUCUUCUAUUCAUCUGCCUUGUUCUCUCAUGGAGCCAACACAAUCAUUCAAGGACAAGUUGUUAGAGAUGGUGAAUUCAUUAUCUCUGCAGCCCAAAUUUUUGUACUGGGGUUCUUUAGUCCCAAAAAUUCGCCUUAUCGAUACGUUGGAAUAUGGUACGAUAAAGUUCCAAUUCAAACAGUUGUGUGGGUAGCCAAUAGAGAAGAACCAAUAUCAGGUGAUGGGGGAGUUAUAACUAUAGGAAGUGAUGGUAAUUUAAUGGUUCUAGAUGGAAAUGGCAAUUCAGUUUGGUCAGCGAACGCUUCUUCGAUUGAAUCGAGCAAUUCAACUGCUAUUCUCAUGGACACUGGUGAUCUUGUUCUCUCUAGGAACAAUUCUGAUGAGGCCUUAUGGCGCAGCUUCAGUUAUCCGACUGAUACUUAUUUGCCUGACAUGAGAGUCUACAUGAAUGUUGAAGAAGGCGAAAGUCGCGUUUUCAAUUCUUGGAAAAGUGCCAAUGAUCCUUCACCUGGAAGGUAUUCGAUGGGUGUUGAUCCUCGUGGAUCGCCACAGAUAGUGAUAUGGGAGGGAUUGAAUCGAUAUUGGAGAAGUGGGCAUUGGAAUGGAAUAAUAUUCACUGGUGUCCCCCGCAUGAGAGCUAUUUAUCUAUAUGGUUUUCGCCUUUUGAAUGAGGGGGAUGGCAGGUUGUAUUUUACAUAUAGUAAGAUGAACAAUUCUGAUUUAAUCAAUUUUCGGAUAACUUGGGAAGGAUAUGAGAGACAGGUGAGGUGGGAUGAAGUUCUAAGGGAAUGGAGUGUGAUACAGAUGCAACCGAGGAACGAAUGUGAUUUGUAUAACAAAUGUGGACCUUUUGGAAUUUGUAGUGUGGUUAAUUCUCCAAUAUGCAGUUGUAUGAAAGGGUUCAUACCAAAGGACUUAGAUCAAUGGAGGAAUGGAAAUUGGUCGGGUGGGUGCACUAGAAGGACACCAUCUCAGUGCCAGAGGAACGAGGGGGAGAGCGGGAGAGAGGAUGGGUUUUUGGGGAUUGAGGGGGUGAAACUUCCAGAUUUCAUGGAUGGUUCAGAAAGCAAUAAUGAAGAAUGUGAAGAGAAGUGUUUGAGGAAUUGUUCUUGCAAUGCCUAUGCUUUUGUUAGUGGAAUCAAUUGUAUGUUAUGGAGUGGGGAUUUGGUUGACAUUCAGAGUUUUGAUGAAGGUGGGAACACCCUGUACCUUCGUCUUCCUAAAUCGGAACUAGGUGGCAAGAGAAAAGUGACCAUACUUGUGAUAAUGGCUGUCUCAGUAGCUGGAACAUUCUUCCUAAGCAUGUUCAUUUGGCUGCUGUGGAGAUACAAAUCAAAACUAAAAGGAAUAACAGGUUCAAGGAGAAAGAACCAUGAAUUACCACAAAUUGGUGCCAACCCAAGUGGAGAAUUUUCAACAGAUUUUUCUGGAACAGGGGACCUCAGUGUCGAAGGGCAGCAAGGAUCCGGACAAGAAUUAUCAUUGUUCAAUUUCAAUAGUGUAGCUGCAGCUACUAACAACUUUUCGCUCGAAAACAAACUUGGACAAGGAGGAUUUGGCUCUGUCUACAAGUGCAACUUUGCCUUUGCCAAGACAACCCACUUUUACUUCAAUGAGAAGCUCUGUGGAUAUGGACUUAUGGAAUGGAAGCCAUGA